Mobula hypostoma (lesser devil ray) is the source of this 14146-nucleotide messenger RNA. Its product is annotated as neurite extension and migration factor-like. The record is from RefSeq and is a predicted model, not a curated record. Bases 524 to 3448 code for a protein of 974 amino acids. NCBI's taxonomy places the organism in Eukaryota, Metazoa, Chordata, Chondrichthyes, Myliobatiformes, Myliobatidae. Gene Ontology annotation, biological process: negative regulation of cell-matrix adhesion; negative regulation of cell-cell adhesion mediated by cadherin; negative regulation of neuron migration. Gene Ontology annotation, cellular component: nucleus. The transcript is spliced from 3 exons.
CUCUUUGUGUGCCGCGCUUCGACGGUGUCUUCGAGAAACGCGCCCUGGCCUCGCUGCAGCCUCCGCAGUGGGGCUCGGUUCGGGGUGUCUGCGGCAGAACAAUGUAACGCCGCUUUUGUGAAGUGCCCGAGGAGGCGGCAACUCGAGAGCCGCAGCCGAUUUGGGCACUUCGUGCAGCAGCAAACCAUGGACAACUUUUUAAAAAAGCCCGUGACGUGCAUUCUCACCCGAUUGAGGGACAAAUGUUGACGAGGGCUCUGUGGAGGUAGGGUGCAACAGGGAAAGUCUUUGUAAACACACACACACAUCUGCCGAUGCUGGAAAUCCAAAGCAACACACACAAUGUUGGAGGAAUUCCGCAGUUCGGGCAAAAUCUAUGGAAAUGAAGACAGUGGACGUUUCUGGUUGAAUCUCUUCAGAACUGGGAAGGAAGAAGGAAAAACGCCAGAAUAAAAGAAACUUUACUCCUGAAGAGAUGGAUAUUUACUAUACAUUGUGCGCAACUUGAUGACAGCUAAAGAAAAUGGAUUAUUUCCAGACUGAUGCUACACUAUCGCAAAAACAUCCUUCCUCCAAAAAAUCUAAUGGAGAUGAUACAUUGCUGCCUUUUCCAAGCCAGAACUGGAGUUACUUUGAGUCCUUCAUAAAUGAAAAUAAAGAAGAAUUUUUAGAUCUUUGCACAAUAAGUGAUUUUUCAACUAACUUAUUAAGUGAGGAAGGCAGUGACAGUUUUUUGUUUGAUGAAUCAACAUUAAAUAGUGAUGUCUGUUCACUGAAAAUACGAUAUGAAUCUUUUCAGGACAAUAUAAAAGAUAAAACUAAUGUUCAUGCUCAUCAAGAUGAUGCACAACUCCAAUUUUUUCCCAGCAACUGUUGUAAUGGAAUGAAAAAAGGGGAGGAAACUCUCCUAAAAAAAACUGCUUCUGCUCAAGAAGAGAAAAGGGAACAUGACAAUCCAGAAUGUCACACUUUGUGUCAAUUAGAGAGUAAAAGCUGUCUUCUGUCUGGUGCUUUUAUGGAUGACUGGAAAGGUGCUGAGAGUUCACUGGAUUCAGUCUGUUCAUCCUCAGUUCUCAAUGAAGAUCAAGGAAAUUGGAAGCUUUUAAAGAAAAGUGCAGAUAGGUAUUCAAAUCAAACCAAUUACACUUUGAGGGCUAAACGCCAGAUACGGUACAAUGAUGAUUAUUUAUAUGACAUUGAUUCCCUAGACACCAUAAAAACACUAGGGAAAAUAGAUCAAACUACAGAUACUGCAAAGGAGGAUGAUGAUGACUGGUACCCGAGAAAACGGAAGAAAGCUGGCAAAAAAGAGCCACCUGUAAUUAUCAAAUACAUUAUUGUCAAUCGGUUCAAAGGGCACAAAAACAUGCAUGUAAAAAUUAGUCGAUUAGAUUGUACUGAGCAACAGGUAUUAUUGACUGACGAAAUAGUAAAAAAAUAUAAAAAACUUUCGCCACUUAAGGAAUUUUGGUCUCCAGUUCCUAAAUGUAAUAAAUAUAACCAAGAAAAAAGUGAUGGGAAAUUAAAAAUCUGCUCAGAUGCUGGUACAUCUUAUAUGUUUUUUGCUUCUAAAAAUAAAAAACAACGAACACUUGCAAAUGGCACGUCAUCAGUUAAAAUAGGGCACUCUUUGAAUCAUCAAAAAAAUAGUGUAAUUGAAACAGUUGACUCAAACACAGAAGUACCCAAGAAUGUACAAAAGUAUGAUAAGUCUGUUUAUGAAUUUACAGAUGAAAUAGAAUUAAAGCGUAUCACUAUUCGGACCGUAAGUAAGCCUGGUUGGUUAAGAGACAUGCAGCAAGAAGAUUCACUACAAAAGUUAAAGAAACAAAACAUACUUUCAAGGGAAAGGAGAACAACUGCUCAGGAUGGUAAGGAAACUAGUGAUAGAAAUUACUUAGAAAAACCUGACGAAAACUCUCAAGUCCUAAAUGCAGAUAUGCACAAAGUUCAAGGUGAGUGGAAUUCUGCUUCUGAUUCUUUAGGUAACUGCAAUACCACCAAUAUGCAUUCUUCAAUAGUUCGUAAUAAAAUAGAAACUUCUAGGGAGUUACUUUCUCUAGAUCCAGCCAGCAGUCCAGGCUGCCCUGUACUGUCUGUUUACAGUAUACAUUCUGCUCCAGAAAUCCUUGGAGGAUGUUUCCGAUCUCUGCUGGAUGGCGAUGAUUUUGCUGUUAAUGAAAAUUUCCAAAUUUCCCCACAGGAUUCCAGUACUGGUCAGCAGUUCAAUGAAGAUGUAACAGCGAACCCAUCUUCUUCACGGCAAAGACAAAUUAACAUAUCCACAAGAUGCAGUAGUGGUGAAUCAAAUAUCCUUAAGUUGGAAGUUGAACCAAACAUCCAUGAAGCUUGCAAUUUAGAGACUAUUCAAAAUGUACAUCAUCACAGAGUAAUGAACAAAGAGUUAUAUUCCACAGGUGAAGUUAGCUCUGAAAAUGACAAAGCUAAGAAUCAAUUAAAUAUUAACAAAAGUGCAAAUCAAUGUGGCUUGAAGAUGUACAGUUGUCAAAAUGAAAUAAAUGCCAACUUCACCCAGAAAGUAAGUGAAGAAACAAAACAACUCUUUACUUCAAAAGACACCCUCCGCAUUUUAGAUAUUUCAAGUUUUACCCCUGGAAAAGCAAAACCAACAUGUAGCUCUGAAUUUUCAAAAGGAUGUACAGCAGAAAUUCCCUCCAAUGUGAUAAAAUCUAAUGCAAAUUCUUUGCAGCAGUGCAGCCAAAAUCAAUUUGCCAAGAAGGCUACAUCUCUAAAUGAAUGUUCAGAACAAUUUCAGAUCCACAGUGAAGUAUUUUCUACGACUGUCAAGAGUCAAAGUGAGCCCACAUCUGUUUCAUUCUCGCCACGUGCACAAUCUUCUAAUCAGUUACAAACUUUUGAUCAUGUGAGUUCAAUGAAUUAUAAAUAUCCCAAAGUUAAUAAAACUUCCAAAGUUAAUAAGACAAUAAAUAACUUUAGAAAAAGACAUGGAAAAUCAAAUGCAAAGCAAUGGGACAGAAGAACUAUUCAAAAGUACAAAUAUCACAAUAAUGAGAUCAAACCCACUAAAAUUGAGAAAGAUAGUAUCUUACCAGAAAGCUAUAUAGGUUUAGAAUACUUUUCAGAUACAUUAUAUGCAAAUCAAAAAAAGCAGCCUAAAAGCGCAUGUAAACCCACAAAAGGGUUUACUAAUAAAGAUUUAGAAAUGUGUACAAAACUUGUGAAGAAAGGUUUGAUGAGUGCAAGAAACAAGCUCUCUAUAAAGGAAGAAAAGUUGAAUGCAAAAGCUAAAUGUUGGAUUGCUCCUGCAGAGUCUUAUGGGUAUGUAUCUAGUAACAUCCCUAGAGGAAGCAGAUUAUUGACUAGAGAUCACAGAGAAUUUGAGGAACCUGGUAAUAUUCUUUCUAACAUAGUCUCUGGAAUGGCAGCUGUUAAGCAAUUUAUGAUGGCUUCAGUGAACCAAUCUUAAAUCAGGGAGAAGUUGUUCUUUCUGCUGUUAAUCAGUAUAUGGAAGUGCAAAGUUGUUCCAAAUGGAAACCCAAAUCAUUUCAGAUGUUGCAUGUUGGUACAAAAGACUUAAAAAAAAUAAACCACUGCGUGCUUCUGAAUGUACCCUAGACAAUGUGGGUUUUGUUAAUUACCCUGUCAGUCAUGUUGCAACUUGCUGCGUUCAAAGCGUCUGCUUCUGACACACAAAUAGCUGACUGCAGCUGUACAAGCAAUGCACUUUGUGAAUGAAGAGGGAAAUUAUAUAUCAUUUGACAGUUUUAUUAUCUCCUACUCAAAAUACUGGUGAUAUGUCUUGUUAUACUUGGAGCCUUUAUUCAGCAGAUGUCCCUGUUAAGUGAAUUUUAACAUACCAGAUUAUUUUGAGACUACCCACCAAAAUGUAGAAUAUCGUAUUUAGAUGUGGUAUGACAACUGCAGAAUAUUUCAUGGUGCUAUCUCUUUAAGAAAAGUUUACUUUUUGUUACGUUUAAUAAAACAAUAAUCUAAGACUUUUUGAAAGCAUAUAAAAUGGGAUUUGCUGCCAACUUCUCCAAUGCAACAUUUUUUGAAUAUUAUCUUAAGAGUAAGUUUGGAAUACAUUUUGAUGUAUUUAGAAUUCAAUUUUUGUACUUUUUCAAAUCUGCAGAUUUUAUAUUGAGAAUGCUCACAUUAAUAAUCAAGCAUUACUGCCUAGCUUUACUGUAAAUUUAAUCAAUUACCCAGUUUAAAUGUUUUAUUAUAAAAUUAUCCUUUUGUCAAAUCUGCAUCUUUAUGACUUUUAAGAAUCAAGUAAAGUCAAAUAUUUUAUGCUGUUAACCUGAGGUAAAACACUUUAUUGUUUUAUUAGGAACAUUUUCACCAGAUAAAUUUUAGAAGAUCUGAAAUGAAAACUGAAAAUAUUUCACAGUGUGAAAGCAUUGUGCAAUAUGAUUUUGCUCUUCCACUGUAAAUAGCAAAGCAAUCUAUUUUGAUUUAUUUGAGAAAUUUUUAUUGUGGAGAUUUGCUUAACCUUGUGAAUUGCAAUCUAUGUUAACCUCUUUAUUUUAUUUCCCUUAAGAGCAUGAAAGCUAAAUUGAUGUCUUAAGGAGAGUAGAAUUAAAAAUAGGUUUGAAAUGUUUUCAUAGCUUGUGGAUAUGUAUAUAGAAAAAAGAGAUUGGAAGUUCAAAUUGCUGGGAUGGAAAGGAAAAGGGGACACGUUUAAAACCAUCUCUUUGUAAAGUAGCACAUUAAACCAAUGCAUUGUGCUUCAAUUUCAUAAUAUCACAAUUUGUACAGUUUAAUAAUUUCAUUUCAGGUUGAUGGAAAAAAGGUAAUUUGUAUUUUAUAAUUUAAGUCAUUAAUUUUGUAGAAUUUUUAAAUUAUGAUUUAAAUUUCUAUCUUAUCGGGAAGUAAUUCAUUCUUGUCUGAAUUCAGUGAAAGGAAAACUAAAGCAGUGAAAUUAUAGUUUGUGAUUAUUGACACACACUAAUAAGUCACUUAAAAUUUCAAUAUUUAGGGGUAGCUAAUAAAGAUGCAAUACUUAGAAUUGUAGGUGGAACUUUCAUUAACUGCAUUUGCUCAGGCAGUUAAUGACGGAAUCCGAAAGGUUCCUCUAAUUCAUCUGCAUCUCUAGAAUCUGAAAGUUUUGUGAAGUACAUUAUAGAGCAGCAAAGUGUUGCAGCAAAUAGAAUUGCUGUCAUACAGACUCAAAAACCUGUGUAAAGUUCGGAACUCCUGCACUGUCACACUUUCCCUCUAAUGGUAUAGAUAUCCUCUGCAUGCUCUGGUUUCCUCCCAUAACCCAAAUCCAUGCAGGUUGGUUGUAAAUUUAUUAGUCACCAUAAAAUGUCCCUUGUAUGUAGGUGUGUAAAAUCUCAAGGGGGGGGUUGAUGGGAACAAGGGGAGAAUGAAACUAAACCAUAAAACAUAGGAGCAGAAUUGGGCCAUUCGGCCCAUCAAGUCUACUCUGCCAUUCCAUCAUAGCUGUUUUAUUACCCCUCUCAAACCCAUUCCCCUGCUUUCUCCCCAUACCCUUUGACACCCUGAUUAAUCAAGAACCUCAACUUCCACUUUAAAUAUACCCAAUAACUUGUCCUCCACAACCAUCUGUGGCAAUGAACUUCACAGAUUCACCACCCUCCAGCUAAAGGAAUUCUUUGUCAUCUCUGUUCUAAAGGGACAUUCUUCAAUUCUGAGUCUGUGUCCACUGGUCCUGGACUCACUCACUACAGGAAACAUCCUCUCCACAUCUACUCUAUCUAAUGAAGUCAAACUCACAUUUUGGUUCAAUUUGUCCUGUAAGAUUUCUGAUUGGUUAAGACAUCAUGCCACUUUUUAUUGUCUUGGUCACUCAAGUCUCCAAUGUAACUCAGCUUAGUUUCCUGUUCUAAAGCCCACUAAAGAUGAGUACCAAGGGCAAUGCAAUGAACAGCUGGUGUAAUUCAUUUUUGUCAUGGACUCCAAAAUGGACUGAAUAUUAUAACUGAGGAGCAUACAUAUCUGCACAAAAGCAUAGGUAGGGAUUAUCAGGCUAAUAUUUGUCAAAAUGCAGUGGACUCUUGCAAAUUAACAAUAGCAGUUAACAAAUUUGUCAACGUCUUCAGCAUAGAACUAAUAUUAACUGUUCUUCAAAUUGCAGAAUACAAAUAUUGAUAUCAUGUGAUCUUCUAAACCCAUUCCAGUUUUCUUUAGUCAUGCUUUUAUUUUCCUUUACGCUUUGAAUGCAAUUAUUGAAUCAACCUCCAAUGUGCUUGUAUGUCAAUUGUCAUAAUUAAUUUUUGCUUUAAUUUUCAUAUUGAUUCUUGUUAAUUACCUGAAAUCUCACCACAAGCAACUGUUUAUCUUUAUUUGCAAAAAGCCCUUCAAUUUUUAGCACUUUUGUUUCAAGUAUAGCAAUCACGGCUACUUUGGUCUGCCCAGGUGACUUAAGCCUCUCUGGUAUGCUUAUAGCCUUUCCUAAACAAUAGUGUCCUAAAAUUAUACACAGUGACAUACAAAAGUUUGGGCACCCCUGAUCAAAAUUUCUGUUACUGUGAAUAGAUAAGUGAGUAGAAGAUGAACUGAUCUCCAAAAGUCAAAUUUAAAGAUGAAGCAUUCUUUUCAACAUUUUAAGCAAGAUUAGUGUAUUAUUUUUGUUUUGUACAAUUUUAGAGUGGAAGAAAAAAGCAAAAGAGCAUCAUGCAAAAGUUUGGGCACCCCAAGAGAUUUGAGCUCUCAGGUAACUUUUACCAAGGUCUCAGACCUUAAUUAGCUUGUUAGGGCUAUGGCUUGUUCACAAUCAUCAUUAGGAAAGGCCAGGUGAUGCAAAUUUCAAAGCUUUAUAAAUUCCCUGACUCCUCAAACCUUGUCCCAACAAUCAGCAGCCGUGGGCUCCUCUAAGCAUCUGCCUAGCACUCUGAAAAUUAAGAUAAAUGAUGCCCACAAAGAAGGAGAAGGCUAUAAGAAGAUAGCAAAACGUUUUCAGGUAGCCAUUUCCUCAGUUCAUAAUGUAAUUAAGAAAUGGCAGUUAACAGGAACUGUGGAGGUCAAGUUGAGGUCUGGAAGAUCAAGAAAACUUUCCGAGAGAACUGCUCGUAGGAUUGCUAGAAAGGCAGAUCAAAAUCCCCGUUUGACUGCAAAAGACCUUCAGGAAGAUUUAGCAGAAUCUGGAGUGAUGCUGCACUGUUCUACUGUGCAGCGACACCUGCACAAAUAUGACCUUCAUGGAAGAGUCAUCAGAAGAAAACCUUUCCUGCGUCCUCACCACAAAAUUCAGCGUCAGCAGUUUGCAAAGGAACACCUAAACAAGCCUGAUGCAUUUUGGAAACAAGUCAUGUGGGCUGAUGAAGUUAAAAUAGAACUUUUUGGCCGCAAUCAGCAAAGAUAUGUUUGGAGAAAAAAGGGUGCAGAAUUUCAUGAAAAGAACACUUCUCCAACUGUUAAGCAUGGGAGUGGAUCAAUCAUGCUUUGGGCUUGUGUUACAGCCAGUGGCACGGGGAACAUUUCACUGAUAGAGAGAAGAAUGAAUUCAAUUAAGUACCAACAAAUUCUGGAAGCAAACAUCUCACCAUCUGUAAACAAAAACGAAGAUGAAAAGAGGAUGGCUUCUACAACAGGAUAAUGAACCUAAACACACCUCAAAAUCCACAAUGGACUACCUCAAGAGGUGCAAGCUGAAGGUUUUGGCAUGACCCUCACAGUCCCCUGACCUAAACAUCAUCGAAAAUCUGUGGAUAGACCUCAAAAGAGCAGUGCAUGCAGGAUGGCCCAAGAAUCUCACAGAACUAGAAGCCUUUUGCAAGGAAGAAUGGGCGAAAAUCCCCUAAACAAGAAUUGAAAGACUUAGGCUGGCUACAGAAAACGUUUACAAGCUGUGAUACUUGCCAGAGGGGGUGUUACUAAGUACUAACCAUGCAGGGUGCCCAAACUUUUGCUUCGGGCCCUUUUCCUUUUUUGUUAUUUUGAAACUGUAAAAGAUGGAAUUAAAAAAGUAAUCUUGCUUAAAAUAUUAAAGAAAUGUCUCAUCUUCAACUUUAUGCCUUUUGGAAAUCAGGUCAUCUUUUACUCGCUCAGCUAUUCACAGUAACAGAAAUUUUAUCCAGGUGUGCUGUGCCCAAACUUUUGCAUGCCACUGUAUUUAUCCUCUGAGGUUUAACUAACAAUUUAAAAAAUUUGGCAUUGCUUCCCUGUUCUUGUAUUCUAUGCCAAUUUUUUAAUCCAGGGAUCCUGUAUGCAGUUUUAAUAACCUUAUUUGGUAUGUUUUGCAACAUUUUAGAGUGACAGAAAUCCAAGAAAUGCAUUGCUGGAGGGCAGGGAUUGGUUCCUCUUAACUCAGACUUCACAUACUGUAGUAUGGUGAAUAAUCUAUUGCAUUAUUUUUUUUCUACUUUAAAUUCAGAUUUUACUUUCUGAUUCAAAGCAUAUUUCUUCAAGGAGGAUUUUUUUUUUAAAUUCUGUUACAUUCAAUGUAUAUUACUGAUGUUUGACAAUGCAGAACCUAAGGCCAUGCUAUUAAAUGAACUUGAUUUUAAGUAACUUAGAUAUCCAUGGAAUUCCCUUCACUUAUAUUAUUUUUUAAAAUGUCAGUCUUAUUUAAUAAAACCACUGGUGCCUUGUUCUUCUAAACGACACAUGGUUAGGUUUGAUUGGAAAUAAGAUUGAAUAUCAAAUAGGGAAUACUCUGUGCUUUACUAAAUAGUGCCGAAGAUAUAAAGAAAACAGACUGGCACCUUGAUGGUAAAGAUAUUCCAAAGUUCUUAAUGAUAUGAGAAAUAUGGAUGAAGUACAGUGGCUGUAAAGUAUUUGUGCAGAAUAUUGGCUAUGAAUUAUAAUGGGUAGUGUGCAAUGGAAUUGGAAAAGUUGGAUUGUCUUCCCUUGUAUGUGUGAGAUGAUAUGCCACAGCUGGGUUUCCGACACUCAGUGACCUCUUAGAAUAUAAGAAGAAAUUGAAGUUGGAAUUACCCAAACAGAUCUUCUGCUUGUGCCAUCAUCCAAUAAGAUUAUGGCUGGUCUUUCACCUUAGCACCACCUUACUACACCAACUACAUAAUUUCUUGCUCCCCUUAAAAUCUAAAAUUCUAUAAAUCACAAAGAUGCACCACAGCCCUCAUUGGUAGAGAAUUCCAAGGAUUUAUUGUACUCUGGGAGACACAAUGUAAGCACCUCAUUUACCUGGCACAUUGCAGCCUUUAAUACCAUACACCUUGUAACUGAAUUUUUGCAUUUAUCAGUCUUCCACAUGUGAGAUUGACUUAGUUUGUUUUUUUACCCCCUCGGGGAGUGGACCACAUGCCCAGCCUGACUUUCCUUCUCUGUAUUUUGCAACUUCGAAAUAUUUUUGUCUAUAUUCGCCUGUUUAUGUUCAUGCUUUCUAACUAUUCCCAUUCACUCAAUGACCAUCUAACAUUGUUUCAGCUUAUUUCUAUGGUUGCCCUGGUUUUAGCCGGUCAGACAUUCUCCUCCUUGCACCUUUGAAAUUUUAACAAAGGGUCUUCAACUGAAGUGUUGACUGAGUUUCUCUUCCCACAGAUGUGGCUUGAAAUGCUGAAUAUUUCCAGCAUUUUCUGUAUUUAUUCUAUUCUUAUGCUAUCCCCAGGCUUAUGGUUAAUACACAACUAAUUAUGAAAUCAACUGUAAAUACUUAACCCAAUAAAAAUAUAUAUUUUUAUUUUAUUAUAAGGAAUAGCUAACAGAUAACAUUACAAUAAAAUUAAUUUGAAGGGACUGGGUUAAUUGUACAUCUUAAAGUUUGGACAUAUCCUAUAUUUAUUUGGAGUAGUCAGUUAUUAAACCACUACACUACCUUAAUAGACAAUGAUUCAUUCCUACACUUCUGUUUUCUGCAAAGGAAAGGGAAAUUCCCAUGUUGUGCUUGAGUUCAGGUGCUCAAAUUUGGGACAUGCAGGCUCUGUUUAUGAGUAUGAUGGAAUGUUGAAUCUAUUAAAGAUUUGUUUAUAUUGUGUAAAGAACUGCUGUAGCAAUGUUUACUUAAAUCCUUUGUAGGUCUAAAUGAGUAGCAUCACUCCAACUCUACUACGGGCUUCAGAGUUUGCUUCCAAAUGAAUUAUUUUACUCACUUUUCAGUCCAUUUUUAACGUAUAGGUUUAAUUUUAUUCACUUUCUAUUUUCUUCAACACUUCACCUUCAUCUCACCUAAAUUUCUCGCAGAAUUCUGAUCCUAUUUCUUACCAAAUUUUCCAAACAAUAUAUCACAUAAGCAUAAAUUCCUUUACCUCAUUAUAAAGAAGUAUCUCUAUUCGAUUUUUAUUUGACAAUGGUGUCUUUAAUAUAAACCACAGAUCAUAUCAACUUUCUGUAUGGUUCUCUCCAUUCUUGGAUAGGAAGAAUUUGCUAUCUUAUUUGCAACUGUCUGCAUGAUAUUGAGGAAGCACUUUUCAUGGUUCCAACACAAUUAAGUAUGUUUAUCUAUAGGUGAUUUUUCACCUCACAUUUAUUUUUGAGUAUUGUUAAGGUCUCAAAAACUUGUUUUCAUCAUCCAGUUAUAUUAAGACUCCUAGGUUGAUCACUCUUAUGGAUACCAUGCUAACCUUGUUAAAUUGUUAAUCUUUCUUCAAUCGCUGUUCUAUACAGAUAGGCAAUCUCAUAUGAUCUUAGAAUCAAUGUUUGCAUUUCUUGGGAGUUCUAUGUUUUUCUUUAGGAUGGACUACUUAAACUGAAGAUCAUUUCUGAAAACUUACUGAAUGGUUUUGAAAAUACAGUUGCUCCAGUUUUGCUUCACCUGACUAACCAAGAUCUAAUUUAAUAUUUUUAUUACUUUCACUAUUUUCACUUCUCUUGAUUUAAAACUGCCAUAUUGCCGCAAACUUUAUUCAUACUAUGCCUAUUAGCUUUAUUAUCACCCUUUCCCCCCAAAUUUAUCAAAUGGUCCAAGUGUUUAAAAUAACAAAAUUGAUUGUAAAGCAGGCAGUUAGAGCUUAAAGUGUUCAUUGCCAUGUGAUAUUUAAAAAAAACACAUUAUAAUCCAUCAUGGCAUAGUAUUUAUGUCAAUGGUAUGUUUCUUAAUAUCAGAUUACUCUUGAUCUUUGGCAUUUAGCGCAAACAAAACUUCAAAUUCCAAUUUAAUAACUUGUAAGAUGUAAAAAAAGAUUAGCAUACAUCUCCCAUAUUAUUGACCAUUUCAUUAACUGUGUAAAAAUGAACAGCAGAACUCCUAACAAAUCAUAGCAACUGAUUUUUCUUUUCCAUCAGUCAAACAGAUCCAGUGGUAGAGACUGGAAGUCAUUGGUCCAAAGUUACUUGAUACUUCUGGCGUGCUGCACCACAUCAUACCCUGAAUUAUUUAUAUUUUAUCACAAUAUCUGAAAGAAAGCCUAUGCAUUUAGAAUAAUGUUUCAAAAUCUGUAUUCUAGUGAGUUUAUUCCAUGGAUUAACAAAACUAAUUCAGUGAAAUAUGUUUAUGUUGAUUUAUUUUCUUCUUCUCAGGUAUAUUUAAAUCAUUUCUUAUUAGAAUUAUAUAGUCACAUAGUCAAAGAACUAUGUCAUUAGGUGCCUCCUUAAGGAAGAGCUUGUAAUUAAGUUUCCAGUAGAAUAAAACAAGUCUUUACUUGAUAACACUUUUUGACAUAAAGUAGUUGUUCUGUAUGCAUAAAUUCUUUUGUUCAAUUCCUAGCAUCAGCUUGGAUAUGUAAAAUAUUCCUUCCUGAAGAUUUAUAAAUCAUAUUAAUUAGCACGAAUUUCUUAUAAAAAUAUUUCAAGAAACAUAGAGAAAAUCAAAUUUGUUACAUGUGCUGGGAUAUUUAUCUCUUAAUUUUGUUCUAUAGACCUAAAGUAUGCUACCAAAGAUACUAUGUUACUAAACAACAUUUUAAAACUAGUGUUUUUUAAAUGGUAAGUGUAUAAAGUUAAUUUGUCACUACCCCUUAAUAAUUCACAUUAUUUUAAUAACAAUAAGUUUAUGAUGGUCUUUGUUGGUAGUGGCUUGCAUAUUGAUUUUAGUACAAAAUAAGCUCUGGAAAUUAGUGAUUUUGUAGCAAUUGCAUUCUUGAUCCAUGUAAAAGGUUUCAAGUCUACAUUAUCAAAAACAUAAGCUGGAGCAAAUAACUAAAUCUUUGGAGGUAUUAUUUAGCAUGUUCAGAAAUUCAGAGGCAUUUUCAUAGCUAUUACAAAUAUAACUUGUAGAAAUUUGAUUUUGUUUUAACUGGUAACUUAAGCAAGUAGCAUCCUUUACUAUAGAGGAAAAUUGGCACCUUAAUUUGUAUUCAACUAUAAUCUAGAUUGACAGUGCAGUAUAGAAGCGCUGCAGUGUGUUUCUAAUGUGAUAGUAAAUUAAGCGUCUGACUGCCUGCGCAAGUGACUGCAAAACAUCUCAAAGUACUAAUCAAAACUACUGUAUACAUAUUCCUCCCUCAAACAAUGCCAUCACAAUCAAAAUUGUCCUGAAUAUGCAUUUUCUAUUCAGGUGUAAAGUACGUGAGAUAUAUCAAUGAUAUGAUACAUUAAGUGUAUAUUUCUUCCAUAGUAAUAAAUUUUCAGUAAAUAUUUAAAUCUUUUGUGUUUUAUACCUUUAGGUCAUAAUCUUUUGUACAAAAGAGACUAAAUUUUGUAUCAAAUCCUGCUGACUUGAAAUAAUUUUAAGGCUAUUGAAAAUCAAAAAUCAUACAGAUGCUGGAAAUCUGAAAAAAAUUGCAUGGAUACAGUAAGACUGUUGAUGUAGUACAUUAGUAUUUCUGAUAUGUUUUGUUGUACUUUAAAAAUAUGAAUUAUGACAAUUACACCAUAUUUACAACCAUUCCAAACUUUUAUGACAUAGCUUUAGUACAGGCAGUAUGUCCUUCACAGAGUUCAACCUUUAUUAUUUUUGGAGAAAUCAAGGGAGUCAUCUGGAUGUGAUACCCAUCUUAGGAGCAAAAGUUGCACAGGCAAAAUUUGUAUCUGCUGGAGUAACAAAAAUGCAGAGUGAUUAAUUGGACCAUGUAAGAACAUGUGGAAUCUUCACUGGGUAGAUAUAGAGAGAAAGUUUCCUCAUAUGGGAGAAUCUAUUAUUAGUGGUCACAAUUUUCUUCAAAAUCUUGAGGUCACCUCUUUAAAUGGAGUAGGGUAGAAUGUUACUAAGGGCAAGUAUGAAUGUGGACUUGAGGUUGCAAUCAGAUCAUUUGUAACCCUAUUGAAUAGUAGAGCAGGUUUGAGCAGCUAAGCCUACUCUUGCUCAGAUUAUUUAAACUGAUGAAACAAUUAUGAGAGUAUAAAAACAAGUGUUGAAGGAGGCCAUAAUGAACAGGUUUUGUUUCUUGUGAUAGAGGAACAAGAUACUGAAUCUUUGAAGUGGUGCCAGGGAUACUUAAGAGAAGAUGUGACCUCAAAAACUCAACUAAAACAAUGGGGUCAUCUAAUAAAAUAUUUGAAUAUUGCUGUAAAUAUUUGUGCUGAAAAUAUCUGAAUGGGGUUUGAGCCCUCAAUGUUAUAAGAAAAUAUCAACUGAGCCAAAGUGGAAUAGAAUAGUGUAUUUCCAGUAAUAAAUUUCAUGACUAAACCAUUUAUUUGAAAUGUAUGAUUUAGCCAUAUUUUUACAUUUCAAUCUUAUAGCAUUAUCAUCAAUAUUUAUGUUUUGAAGUAGUGAUUUAUUUGUGUACUUUAAUUUCAAGUUUUGUAGUAUAUUUGGAAUCUAAUUCAUACAUACUUUAUGAUUAAAUAUUACUACUUGACUAGGUUUUAGUAACCUAUUUGACACCUUGCCAAAUAAAACAUUCCCUGUUUAUGCAGUUCUAUUAAGUGCAACAUUCUAUAAAUGAACCAUCUCAGAAUAUUUUGUAUUGUAUCAUUGAGCUUGCAAAAGAUUUUAGGAGUAAAAUUAUAUCAGAGAUAUUUAGUAAAACCAUCAAAAAGAGAAAACUGUGAAUACCUUUAUCCAUUUUAUAUAUGAUGAUAUUAUUAGGUAUUUUAUAAAAUUUGUUCAGACGUGAGCUGCCUCUACUCAGGGUAAUAUAGUAGAAGAUGAACAACUACUGAAUUUUAGAUUAUACAUACUUUAUUGUAGAAACACAUUCAAUAACAUUUUUCUAACUUGCUUUCAAUGAUGAAAGAGGACAAUGUAACAAUAUUCAGUAAUUAAAUGUCCUUUUUAUGAUCUAUAAUCAGUUAUUUUGUAACUAUUUUCUAUUGAUUAAUUUGUACAAUCAUUUGUUACAUGGCAUGUUUUUCAAAAGGCCUGGUCAAAUAAAAUGACUUGUAUCUAGGAUGUGGGCUUUAUGUAUGUUAAUAAAAU